AAAAUUCGGUGGCGGUGGAGAAUUUCUUGCGAAUUGGAAACGAAGGAAUCAACAACCACCUGUCCGGUAGUCGUACUUUAGGUAGUUUCGCACUCGCCCUCCAAAUCACGUCCGACGCUUAAAAUAAAACGUAAUAAAUACACGCGAGUACGAAAAGAGAUAAAAAAUGGUGGAUGGAGUACGAUUAAGACGGAUUGAGCGAAAAUCUUAGUUCGAUUCCGACAUCGGUCGGGACGAACAGUUUGGACGAAGUUUGGCGGACGAAAAUAGUUCGGUUCGACCGAUUUACUCCUCUCACCUUACACCGCCAAGUAGUGCCUCUUUUAAGCGCUUUAUUUGCACAAUUGGGAAGCGAAUUUCGUAAAAUACGUUCUUCUCGGCUAGUUUUUAAGGAUUAUCCGCGUAAUUUGGGGGCCGGGGAGAGUCCCCGAGCCGUAUUUGGGCGGACGAGCGAUCGUCAUCUAAGAACGGUUUCGACUUGGUUGGUCAGUGUUGUUCUUAACUCAAAGAGUAGCUUUCGUCAACUCUUUGAAACUCGUCGUUCACCAUUUUAGAGUCGCCGAGAAGUUCGUAAGUCGAUUCGUCAUCAAACUGGAACGUUUAAGGAUACAGAAGAUGGAUCUGCAGACGUUGCAAGGUCAACUUAAAACAGCAAUCCAAAACCAUCAGAUCGUCGUCUGCAAGAUGAGGAACGAUCCUCAGAAUUCUCUACUUCAGAAACAACUUCAUGAUCUGCAAGCUGAAAUAAGGAAGUUAAGUGAUAAACAGAAACAAGUAGUACAACAGUUACGGAAAGAAUUAGAAAAAAAGCAGCAACAGGUAGUCAUUGUUUCCAGUUCGGGCCAGGUGCAGACAACUGUGCUGUCUCCAGUAUUACAGUCUACCAUCACCCAAAGAGCUAAUCAGUCAAUGACAGUUCAUCCAGUAGUUUCUCAGUCAACUCCAGUUCAGACACAAGCAGUGGCACUCACCACAAAACAAAUGACUAUUGUACAGUCAGGACCACAAAAUAUUAGGCAUGUAGUGCCUUCCAGUCUUGGUAAUUUAGUAAAUGCGUCGACUAAUAUUGCUAUUAAGACGCCGGUAGCCACGGCGGUCUUGCUGCCUCACUGUACCACCGCUACAAAUGCUCUGCUAACUACGAGGUCCGGCAAUAAUCAGCGAGCGCAGCCUGUUCUGGUCGUGCCAUCUCCAAACCGUUCGAGCGACAGUUCGCACACGGGCGUAAUGUUAAAUCUCGCACCGCCUAUUCGUGUGCCUCAGUAUCCUCCGCCUGGCAGCAGAUCGGUUUUAACAGUGCCAACAGCGUGUCAUUCUGUAACUACAACAGCUACAAUUAGUACAACCACAACUACUACUUCUUCGUUACCAGCUAGUCACAUUGCAGCGCAACGGGCAUCUUCGACAACACACCUCAUUGUUAAGACAGUUUCGCCCCAUAAUAAAAUAAUCAACAAAGAAAAACAAAUUAAAUCUGAUUUUAUGUUAUCUUUGGGACUUGUGACCAAAGAGUUUCUGACUGAACUUAAAAGUCGGAAAGUGGAAAGAAAAAGACGUACCACGGCUAAUCCUCAAUUCUCAAAUGCAGCUAUAGAAGAAAAGAGAAAAAAUGCAGCUUUUCUGAAUGCGGAAAACAUGUCGGGUCCACCUACAAAACGACCAAGAGGUCGGCCUCGUCUGGUUCCCCAGGCACCAAAUAGUAGGUCAGAAUCACCCGAAAAUAAUACUGCCUCAACAAUGACGACGACUCCCAUUCCUCUCACGGUCACUAACGUCAGCGUUAUUACUGCCGUCACUGCCACUUCGACCACAAUCACAACUACCACCACCACAAGCUCUAGCACGCCAUGUAAUAAUGGAGGAAAUGGCGUGAUAAAUGGAUAUCAUCUUCCACAACAGUCUCUCAAUCAACAUUCGAUCAAAAGCAGCUCUCCAAAUCAAGUGUGUACAGUUUGCAAACAAAAAGGAGAUUUGUUAAAGUGUAGUGUAUGUGCAGGAUUAUAUCAUUGUAGUUGUCUGAAACCUCCCAUUAAAAUUGCUCCUUCAACUCCUUGGACUUGCAUAAAGUGUAGCCAACCUGAAACAAAACCUCGUGUCACAACAUGGCCUAGUCCACUAACGGUCGUUCACAGUUACAUAGCACUUAAAUCAGCUAAAGAAGAAGAGAAAAGAAAAUUAUUGAAAAGAAGUUUGGAGUUGAAGUCAGAAAGGACCCAAUUACAAGACAAAAAGCAGCAGCUGAAUGAAGUCAUAUCUGACCAAGCACAAAGACGCACAGAACUUCAAGCAACUCAUCAAAUUAUGCAGAAGUCUGUAGAACGCCUUCAAGAUUUCAUUAUGAAAAUCAAGCAAAUGUCUUGAUGUAUAUCACUUUUUAUAUUUGUUUAUUGUGACGUACCGAUACACGUAUGGAGUUUUUCUUGACAUAUUUAUUGUACUGUAUCGAUCACACUUUUCUUAAAAGAAAUACUAGAAUGCUCAAUCGAUGCCACAAACUUUUGUAUUGAGUAUGGAUAUUAUACGAACAGAAUAUUUAUUUUUUAGUUUUAUUAUUACUUUGCUUUGUUUAUAGAAAACUUAAAAUUACUUUUUGAAACAUCUACAUAGUAAAAAUUAAUUUUUUGUUUCAGUCAUGUACAAGCGAUAUGAUUAUGUCAUUGUUUGCUUAUAAUAUCGUCCAAUUAAAUGGUCACAUAUAUCAUUCUUGUAUGUUUAUUGUUUAUUGUUAAAUCUCAAACUUUGUGAUAUUUUGUGAUUUUUCUCGUUUUAAUGUGUUGCCAUGCAGGUUUUUUUUAUUAUUUAUAAAUUGUAUAAGAAAGUAAUAACUUUGGAACUGUUAAUUUUUUUAUUGUUUAUGCUUAAAUAAUAUUGCUUGUUUUAGUAUUUUCCAAAUGGACUUGCUGUUAUCAUCACUAAAUUAUUAAGAUGCUAAAUAGUUUUUGUCAUGAGAAAUAUUGUUGUUUUUUAUUUUCAUUUUGUUGGUUAAUCGAUAGUUUUAUUGAAAGAUAGUAUGAUGAAAUGAAUCAUUUAUGAUAGAAAUAUAAAAUAUGGAUUUACCCUUGUUGUGCCAAAUUGUGUGAUUAGCUUUUCUGUCAGUUUUUGCAAUGAAAGUACUGUUUUUCCUCUUAAAUUUGUGUCGAUCCCAAAUUCGAAACCUAAUACAAUAAUUAUAUUUUCUAGAGCUUACUGCAUUAUAUAUUAUUUUUGUAAGUUUGUUUUUAUGAUUAAGUGUGUAUGUAGUAUAUGUGUAAUUUCAAAUGAUAUCUAGAGUGAGUGUUCUUGUUUUAAAGUUUUUGCAUUUAGAGUAUGAACUGUAAAUCAGUCUUCAUAUAAGCUAUUACGUAGACUUUUUAUUUUGAUAAUAAAUGAAUAUUGUUAUCAUUAAAUGGAAAAUGGAUGUUAUGCACAAUAUUUUAAAAUUUUGCUCUUACAAAUAGUAAAUUUUGUAUGAAAAGACUGAAAACUUUUUGCACAAUCUUCUGAUUAAGAAUUAAACUGUUACAGAAAUUUGAUUGUAAAAAGUUAUUUUUCCGGCAUAAUGAGGAUAGUUUGGCUUUGAGCUGUUUCCUCCUCUGUUGAAAAUUAUGUAAUUUGCAUUACCUUCUCUUGUAUCCUUGUACACUGCCAGAGACAGUUUUGUUUUUGAUUUAUUUUCUUAACCUCUUGUAUAAAUUUAAAAAGAUACUAUUCUUCCAGUGUGAACGACCAUUUAAAAAGACAUUUCAUCUGCAUAUACUAAACGUAUGCCUUAUAUUUAUCAUCACCCAAAAUAUUUGUUUCCCCAACAGAAUUGCUCAUUCACACAGAGGGAACGAUGAUGAAUAAUAAUCAUAUUUUUCCCUUUUUCUAAAUAAUUUUGAAGUAGUGUGACAAUAACAUUGACAAUCUUCAUAAUUGAAAAUGUGUAUGUAUAAAUUAAUACAUUUUUCUAUGCACACGAAUUCCUAUUAAGAGCAACUAAAUCGUAAAGCAAUUUCAAUUCUUGCUCUUUUUUAUAAUUAUGAUGUGUCUAGUGUGUUUGUAAACUGGAUAAUUGAUAUUAAGAUGGUGAUUACUUUCUUCAUAAAGUCCUGGACAGCAUGAGAUUUUUAUUAUUAUUUUAUCUUAAACCUGCAUCAAGUGGAAAAUUGGUAUAAUGUUAAUUUGAGUCUUUGGAUUAAUUAGUAUAAUAGAGAUUAAUAUCACAUUCUCUUCAUGCCAUAAAAAUUGAAAAAGUUGUUCUAUCAAAAUUAAAAUAUAAUCAGUUAUCCAGUUUCCAAUAUACUACAAAUUAAGAUGUUUUUUUAUCAAUAUUGUGAAUGUUAUAAGUACUGUAUAUUCUUGAUUACAUAGGGUAAUGGAAAAUAAUGACAAAUCAAAAAAUUCUUUCAACGCAUGAUGUUUUUUAAUAGUUUAUAUGAAAAGAGACUUCUGUUGAAACUUUUCUGGCACACUUUUGUGUAUCAAAUGUAUCUGUUGGUUAAUCAGCAACAAAAGUAUUCCAUCCAAGAAUAAUCAAGAGUAUACUGUAUUAAAAUAAUAAAUAAAUAAAACAAAAUAUAUAUAUAUAUAUAAAGUCAUGUUAAAUAUGAUUUUUGACUCAGAAUUUUUGAAAAAAAAAAUUAAUUUAUAUAUUUCAUUUUGAGUGGACUAUGCAGAAAAUGUAUACAAAAAAGUGAUCUUAGAUUGACUGAGGUGUAAAUUAUGAAAAUUAGUAGGGACCAGAUGGAAAUUUAGGAUCAUGGAUCGAUGUGUAAACUUAUUUUCAAAAAGCAUUUGAUUAGAAUUGUAAUUUAUCAAAAUGUUACAAAAAAGCACUCUCGCAACAUCGGAACUACUAUUUGGUGUUUCUUUAAGUGGCUUGUACCAUUUGCUUGACGUGUGCAUGUUUUUUUGAUUCUUCGUCGUCAAAAAUUUUUCGUACUAAUAUCAUGUGGCAAGACGUGUAAAAUCGAUUCUAUCCGAACAGCUUCCGUAAAGUGAACUUCGAUGUUUAAAAAAGCUGUAAAUGGUAAGAAUUUUUUUAAUGUCUAUUUGGUGUUCUAUUUAAGGUUCCUUUGAGGAUAAGAAAUUUAAUUGCCAAAAAAAAAAAAAAUACUAUAAACUGGUUAGCCAAACGAGUGCCUGUAAAAAAAGAAGAAAAAAUGUUACUUUAUCUCCAGAAAAUUAGUAAAUUCGUAUUCAGCCAAUUGUUGAAGAUAAAUCGUCAAUUUUUUGAUGUAAUGCUUUGUGUAAAUAUCAAAGGUGCUUGCAAAUGUAUUGUUAAUACUUCUUUUUUGUCCAGAGUAAAUCGUUAAAUAGUAUGCCCUGUGAUUGUCAUUAAUUUGAAUAUAUUAUAAAUAUAUAUAUUAUAUAUAAACUUUAAAAAAAUAGUUUGACUAUGUGCUCAAAAAGCUUUUUUUAUAUAUAUAUAAUAUAAAUUAGAUAAUUGUUCGACGAUUCGUAAAGGCUUUCGCGGAAAGGGGACGCCGCGUCCCACACUUGAACGAGAAGAGGUGUCUAAUUUUUGACUGAACGUUUUGGGUCGUGACGAGGAAAAUAAAAAUAAUGCCAGAUUUAUAAAAAUAAAAAAUUUUUUUGGGGUGGUUAAGAAAUAAACUAGUCGAAAAUAUUGUAAUAAAUUUUCUUGCAUAUCGUUUGGUAUAUUUUAUUGCAAUACCAUGUUAAGAAGUGUGUGAUGCCUUUGCUGAUUCCUACAGAGUAUACAUAUGUUGUAAAUAAUGUAUAUCCAUACCAGAAUGAACUGGUUUUAUCAAGCAUAUCGAUUUCCUUCCUCAACUGUGACAUUUUUGAAUACUGACCAAAUGUUUAUGUAGAUGUAAGGAAAAAGUAAUAAAAUAUUUCAUAUCUUUAA
Centruroides sculpturatus (bark scorpion) is the source of this 5833-nucleotide messenger RNA. Its product is annotated as PHD finger protein 21A-like. Lineage: Eukaryota; Metazoa; Arthropoda; Arachnida; Scorpiones; Buthidae. The transcript has 11 exons. Bases 616 to 2361 code for a protein of 581 amino acids. The record is from RefSeq and is a predicted model, not a curated record.